CGUCGACAGAAAGGGGGCGGGGUCACGCCUGGAAUCAGGAACAAUCUACACAAACCCGUAUUGCUCCUGCAUAUUGUUUUCUGACCAGUCAUCAGCACAACCUGUCAUGUUUUAACCGAAAAGAAAUGUCAACAUGGGCUCUCAACGGAAACACCACGCCACAAAGGGAGCUUGGGGAAGACUGCCUCUGUGCUUUUUGGCUAGCCUGUCAGUUUGUCUGUGUUUAUGCAGAGCAGAGGACAGUUCAAUGGAGAACAUCGUGACUGAGAAGAAGGCUGAAGAAAGCCACCGACAAGACAGUGUCGACCUGCUCGUGUUCAUUUUACUCCUCACCCUCACCAUCCUGACAAUAUGGCUCUUCAAACACCGUCGAUUCAGGUUUUUACACGAGACCGGGCUGGCGAUGAUCUAUGGAUUGCUGGUUGGGGUUGUGCUGCGUUACGGUAUCCACGUGCCUCGGGACAUCAACAACGUUACGCUGAGUUGCCAUAUCAACGCCAGUCCAGCCACGUUACUAGUCAACGUAAGCGGCAAGUUCUACGAGUACACACUGAAGGGCGAGAUCAGCUCCAAUGAAGUCAAGGAUGUUCAGGACAAUGAGAUGCUUCGCAAGGUGACCUUCGACCCAGAGGUAUUUUUCAACAUUCUUCUGCCGCCCAUCAUAUUUCACGCGGGAUACAGCUUAAAGCGGAGACAUUUUUUCAGGAACAUGGGCUCCAUUUUGGCCUAUGCCUUUGUUGGAACAGUGGUGUCCUGCUUAAUCAUUGGCUUGCUGAUGUAUGGCUGCGUGAUGCUUAUGAAACAUACUGGCCAGUUGGGAGGAGACUUCUUCUUCACUGACUGCCUGUUCUUUGGUGCCAUCGUAUCAGCCACUGAUCCAGUGACCGUCCUGGCCAUCUUCAACGAGUUACAGGUGGAUGUCAACCUCUAUGCUCUAUUGUUUGGAGAGAGCGUGUUAAAUGACGCUGUUGCUGUGGUGCUUUCCUCGUCCAUUGUUGCAUAUCAGCCCGAGGGAAACAACAGUCAUACAUUUGAAGCCAUGGCCAUGCUUAAGUCGCUUGGCGUCUUUCUGGGAGUCUUCAGUGGUUCCUUUGCUCUUGGAGUGGCUACCGGUGUAAUGACUGCCUUAGUCACCAAAUUUACAAAGUUGCGGGAUUUUCAGCUGCUAGAAACGGCCCUCUUCUUCCUCAUGUCCUGGAGCACAUUCCUGUUGGCUGAGGCUUGUGGCUUUACAGGUGUGGUAGCAGUUCUUUUCUGUGGAAUUACACAGGCUCAUUACACCUAUAACAACCUGUCCCCUGAGUCACAGGACCGGACCAAGCAAUUAUUUGAGCUGUUGAAUUUCCUGGCUGAGAACUUCAUCUUUUCCUACAUGGGCCUGGCCUUGUUCACUUUCCAGAAUCAUGUCUUCAACCCCGUGUUCAUCGUGGGAGCAUUUCUGGCCAUUUUCCUGGGCCGUGCAGCGAAUAUUUACCCACUCUCCUUCCUGCUCAACUUGGGCCGCAGGAACAAGAUAAGCUCCAACUUUCAGCACAUGAUGAUGUUUGCAGGUCUCCGAGGGGCCAUGACUUUCGCCCUCUCUAUCAGAGACACAGCCACAUACGCACGGCAGAUGAUGUUCUCCACCACCCUGCUGGUGGUCUUCUUCACCGUGUGGAUAUGUGGAGGAGGCACCACUCAAAUGUUGUCUUUCCAACGCAUCCGUGUUGGAGUGGACUCAGACCAAGACAAUUCAAUUGGCCCUGAGGGAUUAGAGAGGAGAAGCACCAAACAGGAGAGUGCCUGGUUAUUUAGGAUUUGGUACAACUUCGACCACAACUAUCUUAAGCCCAUUCUGACUCACAGCGGGCCGCCACUCACAGCCACUCUGCCAGCAUGCUGCAGCCCACUGGCCCGAUGCCUCACCAGCCCACAGGCGUGUGAGAAUGAGGGCCAGUUGAAGGACGAUGACUCAGACCUUAUCCUGAACGACGGUGACAUCAGCCUGACCUAUGGAGACAUCACCGUUAACACGGACGCGACAGGCACGCGCACGAUCAGCAUUCCGGCUGGUGCAGCAGGCGUCCACUCUGAUGAUGCUCUGGACAGAGAGUUGACCUUUGGUGACCAUGAGCUGGUGAUCCGGGGCACACGUCUCGUGCUGCCCAUGGACGAUUCAGAGCCGCCUCUACGCCACCGGGAGAUUUGAGCUGCAUGGAAAAAAAUCCUGAAGGAAGUCAAAGGCUUUCCUGUCCCUCUUUCCAUCACCACCACAGUCUGGAGAAAUCUCUCUCUCUCUCACUCACUUUUUCUCUCUCUCUCUCUCUCUCUCUCUCUCUCUCUCUCUCUCUCUCUCUCUCUCUCUCUCUCUCUCUCUCUCUAUCCCCCCACAACCACUAUCCUCUCUCUAAAGUGGCUGGUUUGAUGUCUCUACCUCAUUUGUCAUUUUCUUUCUGCUCCUCCAAACAUGACUUGUGAAACCUUGUCAGUUCUAGCCAUCCAUUAUUUGUUUUUGGGUUUUUUUUUUCCACAACUUGGGUGUUUAUGGCAUCUUCAAGCAUUGUGGCAUUGUCUGUCUCAGAGGCUAGUGUGAGAAGUGAUAGAGCAGUGCUUUCUUGUCUGCAUAGUAAGGUGUAAAAUAACUGUGCAUGCUAAUUCUUGCUUUCUGUUGGUGCGUGAGGUGCCUGGUUCAAAGGGGAUUCAACCUUGGGCAGUGGUAAAACAGCUAAGAGACUUUCAGACUCUCCGAACAGAGGUGUGGUGACCUGAUGGUUUGUUAUGUGGUUGCAAUCAAGUGCCUGUUGAAUGUCAUUUUUCCUUAUCCUUGGAGCAAAACAGCACUGCCAUCCACUAGAGGGAGGCCUUGUAUCUCAAUACUGAACUUGUCUGUGUGAUGUAGGCUUCAAAUUGGAAACAAGAGGGACUUGCUGUAGUCUGUGCUAUCAGAAAGCCCAGAACUCGCAUACUGACCUUUGACUGUGACUCUGGUGGACUUUCACCUUGUUAUACAUGUCCAUGUUAGUUGCAGUAAGAUGUUCUAUCAGCUAGUCGUGGUACAAAAUCUGAGGCGAUUUUUUAUUUUUAUUUUUAUUUUUCCUGAUUUGUUUGCAUUUUGUAAAAAGUCACAAAACAUCCCGAUUAAUUUUACCAUGCAGCUCUAAACCAUUGAAAUGACAUAGCGUCAUGUUUAACAGUGAAUGACUAAAACUCUCCAUCAUCUGUAUUACUAAUAUAGACCAAACUAUAGUAAAUCCUUUUUUUAAAAUAAGUAAAUAAAUAAAUAAGAACAAAAAAAAAGAAAGAGGAUUCUUAGCUGUGCUAGUGCAGAACUGCAAGGAUAGAAAGAAGAAAAGUUCACAGCAAUGUGUUCGAUUUCUUCGUAGGCCUUUUAAUAUACUAACCUUUGCAUGAUGUGUGCUGUGUGGAGAUGCAUUGCCGUGUGUUCUCCCCGUUUUUUGCGGCAUUUUGGAUUUGUUUGUUUGUUUUUUUUAUAGCGAAUUGAAAAACCAUCGUCCAGGUUGGUGUGUAAUGUCACUGCAGCACAAAUUAUAUUUAAUAAUUGUUGUUGUUUUUUUUUUUCCUGAGUAUAGAGGGAGGAUGGCUGAAUGAUUUUAAGCAUGCUAUUAAAGGGCUGAAUGAACAGGUAUUAUCUGUUUUUAAUAUUUGUACUUUUGGUGGAAAAAAUGUCUAGGGGAAAUCGACCAUUUCCUGUUUGAGUCUGAUGUCAGGGUGUGGUGCAGUAAUGAGAUGAACAACGGCGCUGAUGGGUGCGAGCACAACUGUACUUUUGUUAGAGUUGUAAUCAAAAUGAUUCAACCUCCAUUGCAAAUCAGGUUCGUUGUUAAAAUGUACAGACUUUCAGCUGUUUGCGAUGAACAAAUCAAACAAAAGCAAUUGAAAUAGUUCAACACAACGAAUGCUUCAAUUGGUUUCCCAAAUUCAACUGAAAAUGCAACUUCUAAUGAUUUCUCCAGUUUCAAAAUUAUUCAACUCCUUCAUGGCAAGCAUCUUUAGUACUUAGUAGAGCACCUUGUGCUGUUGUGACCUGCUGCAAACGAGAUGCGUAGCUUCUGGCAGCGUUCCUGAGGAAUCUUAACCCAUUCCUCAUGAGCAAUGGCCUCCAGUUCAGUGAUAUUCUUGGGUUUGCAUGCUGCAACCAUCGUCUUCAAAUCCCACCAGAGAUUUUCUAUGGGGUUCAAGUCCGGUGACUGUGAUGGCCCUGUAGAAUCUUCCAGGACUUCUGCAACCAAGCCUUGGUGGAAUUUGAGGUAUACUUGGAAUCAUUGUCCUGUUGGAAGGUCCAAUGACGCGAAGCUUCAGUUUACUCACAGACGGCAUGACGUUUUCUCUGAGGAUUUCCUGAUACUUCAAUGAAUCCAUCAUCGCAGAAAUCUGCUUGCUUUUUCUGCCACAUCCAGGUGUUUCAUAUAUUUUCUACCCCUAGCCAGUUCAGGUAUUUCAUGUGUUCCAGCUCAAGCACACCUGGUGCAAAUAAUGAAGCCCUUGAUUAGUUGCAUCAGGUGUGCUUGAGACAACACCUGUUUUGCAUAUUUGUGCUGUUAUGAGGAAUUCUAUUCAGGGGGUUGAGUAAUUUUGAAACUGGAGAAAUCAUUAGAAGUUGCAUUUUCAGUUGAAUUUGGGGAAACCACUUGAAGCAUUCGUUGUGUUGAACUAUUUUAAUUGCCUUUGUUUGAUUUGUUCAUUGCAAACAGCUGAAAGUCUGUAAAUUUUUACAGUAAACCUGAUUUGCAAUGGGGGUUGAAUAAUUCUGAUUGCAACUGUAUGUAUGUAUGUAUGUAUGUAUGUAAAUGAAUAUAUAGAGAACUAUGAGAUAAAUGUAAUAGUGUGACUGAUUUUUAAUACACUGUUUAUUAAAAAGGAUAUAAAAUCAGUUAAAAAGGUACGAACAACCCAUUAAGAGGUUAUUGUGUUGCAUUUUUGUCUCUUAAAAUUCAGAAGAGUGAGUGUGUGUGUGUGCGUGCGUGCGUGUGCACGCGCACUCAUAAAACAAGCUGACUUUGUAGAAAGGUGGCUAUUGCCUUGAAUGGAAGGUGCUGGCACCCAGUGGGUCUUCUGAAUGAAACAGCAACGUAAGACACUGACUUUGUUACACUGUUGCUGUGGAUGAUGGCCCCUGACGGACAAGGCAAGAAAGAAGGAAAUGCAGAAACAGAGAAUGAGUGACAGCCAUCUAAAAGAAGAGUGAAUAAGGCUUUCAGCAUAGCAUUAUCUCCUGCUGUGCAGGACAUUUUCCCAGAGGGCAAUGUAGCAUUCCUGUAGGCCUGACUCUAGAUAACAAGGUCCACAGAAACAGGGUGUUUAUAUUUGGAUGGUCAAGAUGAAGGAAUUCAGUAUGAUUGCAGUUUUUUUUUUUUUCUUGCCUUGUUGACUUUUUUUGUUACGUCUCGAAAUAUCUGUUCUAUUUAUUUCAUUGUCUAAUGGUAGAUGGUUUUCAGGUGAAAGUGAUGAAUAGACCUGCUGUUAGACUGAGAUCAUAUUUGCUUAUUUGUCAUGUGAAGGAGGAGUAGUAGACGAGCAUUUCUCAGUAUGUUAUCUUGAUAUCUUGAAGAGCAGCCAAUCUAGCAACGUCAAUACCACGCACACAUAUAUGAGCAAGAAGGUUUGCAAAACUGCAAGCAGUGUCUCUGCUUGUACUGUUCUGAUCUGGCCAAGCAUCUGUAAGAAAUAAAUUUGAGCUCAAAAUGAUAAAGACUUAAAAUGAGCAUGAUUAUUAUUAUUAUUAUUAUUAUUAUUAUUGUCUGUUCCUGAAGUUUUCUGUAACUUGCCUAAAGACUGGAUUAACAAAAAAGCUACUUAGGUAUUGUUGUCCUUUCCUUUCAUGGAAAUGGCACAAUACUUCCCUAAGAAAAGUGCAUUUUUUUUUCUCUGCUCCUCAGUUUUGCGCUUGAGUUUCUCAAGCAGUAAGGGUUACGGUUCGGCUUAUUAAAGCGUAUAAGUCUGUGUCCAGCUCUUCUGUUCUUCUGCUGCUUCUCCAGGAUAACUUAUGCUUCAAUGUCCAUGGCCACUAAAACACUUUUCAAUGGGUGAUCGCUCGUCCUACGCGUUUGACUUGUCACAGAAAUAAGCAGACCAACACGCAGACUUGCCUAUGUUGUGUUUUUACUGAUCUGUAGCUGAGCACUAGUCACAUCAUGUGCAGCCUCUGUUAUUACAUGUUGCAGGUACAGACUGUUUACAUAUGUGUAAAUAUGUUCAUCUGUUCAUGUGCGUGCAAUGAUCAAUAAAUAGAAGCCUGUGCUUUCAACUAAA
Molecule: messenger RNA, 6249 nt
Organism: Ictalurus punctatus (channel catfish)
Lineage: Eukaryota; Metazoa; Chordata; Actinopteri; Siluriformes; Ictaluridae
Gene: slc9a6a
Product: solute carrier family 9 member A6a
Exons: 16
Coding region: 134-2188 (684 amino acids)
Biological process (GO): proton transmembrane transport; regulation of pH; sodium ion transport
Cellular component (GO): recycling endosome; membrane
Molecular function (GO): sodium:proton antiporter activity
Source: RefSeq, a predicted model, not a curated record